Messenger RNA from Peronospora matthiolae, 237 nucleotides. The record is from the annotation of a GenBank genome assembly. Lineage: Eukaryota; Oomycota; Peronosporomycetes; Peronosporales; Peronosporaceae.
AUGCUAGAGGCUCUCAAUAGAGAUGCCCAAAAUGCUACUAUCGCCAAGUUCAUUCCAAAUGAACUUGACGCCGAACGCGAGAAAGUAGCCUUGCUUCACCAACAAGGUUCUCAACAAGCAGAGUUGUUGAGAGAACAGGGUGUUCAACAGUUUGCACUGUUGAGACAGCAGCAGGCUGCUGCUAGUGGGUCGAUGCACUCGCGUCGACCCGAGACUUUGAAGAUUGACAUCUCAUAG